Liolophura sinensis is the source of this 4066-nucleotide messenger RNA. Its product is annotated as unconventional myosin-Id-like. Gene Ontology annotation, molecular function: actin filament binding; ATP binding; microfilament motor activity. Gene Ontology annotation, biological process: actin filament organization; actin filament-based movement; endocytosis. The record is from RefSeq and is a predicted model, not a curated record. NCBI's taxonomy places the organism in Eukaryota, Metazoa, Mollusca, Polyplacophora, Chitonida, Chitonidae. Gene Ontology annotation, cellular component: myosin complex; microvillus; actin cytoskeleton.
CUCCUUGAUUUCAGCGGUAAAAGUUUUCAACCAUGGCGGGUAUACACGAAGGCCCCGAAUAUGGAAUACCUGACUUUGUUUUACUGCGAGAGCUUACCAUGCCGGCUUUUAUGGAAAAUCUACAACUCAGAUUUUCCAAGGGCCGAAUCUACACGUAUAUAGGAGAAGUGGUUGUGUCCAUCAACCCGUACAAGACACUGGACAUCUAUGGCCAGGACUAUGUUAACAUGUACCGGGGGAGGGAGAUCUACGAGAGACCCCCGCACAUAUUCGCCCUCGCCGACAGUGCGUACAAAACCAUGAAGAGGCAGUCUCGAGAUACCUGCAUUGUGAUAUCAGGUGAAAGUGGCUCAGGUAAGACAGAGGCCUCCAAGAUCAUCAUGAGAUAUAUUGCAGCUGUUACAAACGUCAGUGGACAGAAAGAAGUGGAGAGGGUGAAAGAUGUCCUCAUUAAGUCCAAUGCCAUUUUGGAAGCAUUUGGGAAUGCCAAGACCAAUCGCAAUGAUAACUCCAGUCGUUUUGGCAAAUACAUGGACAUCAACUUUGACUUCAAAGGGGAUCCCAUUGGAGGUCACAUCAACAAUUACCUGUUAGAAAAGUCCCGCGUUGUUUAUCAGCAAUCUGGAGAGAGGAACUUUCAUUCUUUUUACCAGUUGCUGAGUGGUGCUACAGAGCAGAAAUUGACAGAGCUGCAUCUACAGAGAGGCCCCAAAAACUAUCACUAUAUCAAGCAGGGUGGGGAUCACAAGGUGGACUCCAUCAAUGACAAGAACGACUACCGCAAUGUGAUGGAUGCUCUGAAAGCUGUGGGAUUUGCCUUCAAACACGCAGAGACACUGUGGAAGAUUGUUGCCGCGGUGAUGCACCUGGGUAACAUUCAUUUCGAGUGUCCGGAGGAUCGGGAGGCUGCGGAGACAAAAAGCAAGGCGGAGUUAGACUAUAUCACUGAGUUGUUGUCUGUGAACGCAGAUGACCUGCAGGUGGCACUGUGCUCUCGCGUUGUCGCAGCAGGCGGGGAUGUUGUAAACAAAACUUUAACCAUUCCAGAAGCCUACUAUGCAAGAGAUGCAUUUGCAAAGGCUGUAUAUGACCGGAUGUUCACAUGGAUUGUGGGAAGGAUAAACGAAGCCAUUGACAUAAAAGCCAGCGGCAUCAAAUAUGUGGGCAAAAAUACUGUGAUAGGGGUGCUGGACAUCUACGGCUUCGAGAUCUUUGACAAUAACAGCUUUGAACAGUUUUGUAUCAACUACUGCAAUGAAAAGUUACAGCAACUGUUCAUUGAGUUGGUGCUGAAGCAGGAGCAAGAAGAGUAUAUGAGAGAAGGCAUUGAGUGGCAACAUGUGGACUACUUUAACAACAAGGUGAUCUGUGAUUUGGUGGAACAGCCACACAAAGGUAUCCUGGCCAUCCUUGACGAGGCGUGUCUACAGGUGGGAAAAGUCACGGAUGAGAUGUUCCUGCAAGCGAUGAACCAGAAACUGGGCAAACAUGCUCAUUACACUAGCAGAGCGCUGAACCCCAAGGACAAGUCGUUGGAACACACCCAACAUUUCCGCAUCAAGCAUUACGCAGGAGAUGUGUCCUACAGCGUCGUCGGCUUCCUGGAUAAGAACAAAGACUUACUCUUCCAGGACUUCAAACGCCUUCUCUUCAACAGUAAAAACGAUCUGAUCAAGGCAAUGUGGCCCGAAGGAAAACAGCACGUCACAGAGGUGACUAAAAGACCAGCAACAGCCGGAACAAACUUCAAGAAUUCUAUCAUCGCUUUGGUGGAAAAGCUGGCCUCAAAGGAGCCAUUUUAUGUGCGUUGCAUCAAGCCCAAUGAGCUGAAAUCACCUGUGGCAUUCGAUGAGCAGAGAGUUCAACACCAGGUGUUGUACCUGGGCCUUCUGGAGAAUGUUCGGGUGAGAAGGGCAGGCUUUGCCUACAGGAUGGCCUACCCCAGGUUCCUUCAGAGGUACAAGUGUAUCUCUAAGACCACGUGGCCACACUUCCGUGGAACAGACAUGCAAGGAGUUGAGUACCUGAUUCAGGAGCAGGGCUUCACUAAUGAUGUCAAGUAUGGCAAGUCCAAGAUCUUCAUCCGCACUCCGCAGACCAUCUUUGCUCUGGAGGAAGCGAGGGACAAGAUGAUUCCAGGAAUUGUCAUCUUCCUGCAGAAGAACUGGCGCGGUGGUUUGGCCAGAACAGCAAAGAGGAUGCGAGCCAUUUACAAAAUCAUGGAGCAAUUCCGCAGAUACAAGCUCCGGUCUUACAUCAGCAAACUGGCUCAGCUCUUCAAGAAUGCAAAGCACAUGAAGGAUUAUGGGAAGUCUCUACAAUGGCCUCCACCACCGAUGAUCCUUGAGGGCUGUGUCGUUGAGCUGCGGAAGUUCUUCAAGAGGUGGCGUGCCAGUAUGAUUCUCAAGAGCAUCCCUAAAUCUGAGUGGCCACAGAUGAGGCUGAAGGUGCUAACAGCUGACGCCCUCAAGGGCAAGCGCCCCCUGUGGGGCUACAGCCGCAAGUGGGAAGGCAACUACCUGGCCAAUGUGCAAGAAAACAGCAACACAAGUGAUUUUGUCCAGUCCAUGAAUACUCUCAAAGCUAAGGACAACUUCAACCGCGUUCUGUUCUCUUCACUGGUGAAAAAGACCAACAAACACAGCCAGAAUGCUGAGAGGGCCAUUGUGGUCACAGACAAGUUCAUCUACAAACUGGACCCCAAGAAAAGAUUCAAGUCUAUGCAACCAGGCAUUCCCCUGACAGAGGUUACAGGGAUCAGUGUGUCACCUGACCAGGAUCAGCUAAUCGCCAUCCACCUUCAGCGUGAGAACGACCUUGUCCUCUGCCUGCAGACAGUUCACCAUGAUGACAGGAUCGGUGAGCUCAUCGGACUCUUGAUACGCUGGUGGCAAAUGAACCAAGGAAAAGAGUUGACCGUGAAAGUCACCAAACACAUGCAGUGCAUGCUGGGACGCAAGUCGCGCAUCAUCUCCAUCAGCAACACGCAAACCAAUGGCGGGGGUGCGAUGUUCAGGAAGAACGGGACAGACAUCCAGCUGUUAUGGCCGUCAUGAGACGCCCACGGUCACGGGAUCAUCAUAUUUCAUACCUUACCUAGCUGGCAAGGAACAGUCGUGCCCGUUAUACCUUUACUACCCACACUUAAACAUGUAUUUCUGAACUCCCAUUUUAGUAUUUUGUUACGCAUUUUUUUUGGCUUUGUUUUCUUUGUUUUUUUGCAUACGCCGCAAAUUCAUACUUUAAAUUUUUGGGGAAUUUUUUUUUGUAUGGUUAAGUCCAUGUAUGCAGCUUUUGAGAUAUGAUGUGCUGUCCCUAUGCGACAUGACGUCGUUGCUUUAUGGAAGAGUUGGCUAGAUCUGCCCAUUUUAACAUUUUGGUUUUUAGAAAACUAAUUAAACAGAAUUAGAAUUAAAUUGAUGAUUGUGGAUUCCAUUGUGGAAUGGGAGUAGGGUUGAGGGUUGAAUAUUGCACUGGGGCAUAUUAAACUGGAAAACUGCAUAUUUUUAUUGAAGUGCAAAGAGAACCCAAUGCUGAUCGUGAACAGCAAAUAAGUUAUGAAAGUCAAAAAUGACAUGGGUAGCCUAGGGGUUCACAUUUUUGUUGUGUUAAAGCUCUCUAAUACAUGUAUUAAGAAAUUAGACAGCACCACUCUGCUAGACUGAUGUUAAGAGAUAUGAUAUCUUAGAAUAAAGCUGGUGCCUUGAAGACACCAGAUGACACAUGCGGUAAAUCAUUGAAGAGAUUCACAUAGUACAGCAUGGAUUUGCCUACAUCCACCCAGUCAAUGUUGAUGAGACCCUUACAAAUAGCUGUUGUUUGACAAUUCAUGGCAGCAGAUUGUGGUGGUUCCUUCACUGGUUUUGUGUGUUAUAUUCUUCAGUGUAAGGUCUCGCAUUUUCUUUCUCUCAUCAGUGUGGGCUUCAUACCACGAUACACCUUGUCUUGCCCGCAGGAUACAGCCACCCUUAUUGCUGAUGACUUCAUUAACUGGCAAUAUUUUGGGUGCCAUGAGAUUUAUUGUUUUAGUCCUUUGGUUAUAUAUACACAGGACUGAAAUGUAACU